GAGUGGCGCUUUUGUUAAUUUAGAAGAGAAAAGAUAUAGAGCUUUUGAGAGGGUGGGCGUGGGAAGCUCGCCUCCCUCGUGCGAAAUCGCACUUUUCCCUAUGUAGAAUUUUCAGAAGCAAUCAGUUCGUUGUGGGCAGUGGAAGAAAAAUCAUCUUGUAUAACCUUUCCUAUGAAACAGUGAAAAAAGUGAUUGUGUGACGUAAGGGUGCACCCGAGAGAAAAUUUCUUCUCAUUUAGUUCCUAUUUUUUCCCUGAACUCUCGUUAAAAAGAACUUUAGAUGAUAUUUCUAUAUCAGUAUUUACUAGAGUGUAAUUUUUAUAACUUUAAAUGUUUUAAACAUUAUGUGUUAUUAGAACAUCCAUUUAGCAUGGCAAAAGAAUGUCUUUCAGUGCAAUUUUUUUAAGUUUUCCCAUAAGUGUGCUGUUUUUUCUACAAGCGCUAAUUCGAUUGUCUUCAUCAUCUGCGAUUCGAAGCGAAGAAUAUCGAGAGUACAUAGUUGAUUCUGGAAAGAAUUUAAUAUUGCCGUGUGUUGUGAAUGAUCCUUUUACUGCUAUUUGGAUGAAGGAAGGACACAAGAAUAGAUCCAAUUGGAUACAACAGGAAAACGGUUCAUUGCUUAUCAUUAACAUUACAAUGAAUGAUGCUGGAAAUUAUACAUGUUCCACAAUACCAGGGAAUGCAAAUCUCACAAGCAAUAUCACGUCAUCAUUGGAUUACAAGACAUCCAAUAUUCGUGUAAGAACACCACCAGAAGCUGUUUCCUCUUUUGCCGUCCGUGCAUCAACAGUUAUUGCUGUCCUCAUAUGGGAAUAUCCACCGAAAAAGCUCCUUGCGAACAGUGUACGUAGUUUCACAGCUGACUUUCGUAAAGUUCCAGAGGAGAUCAUACUCGAUGACAAUGGGAGUAUCAUAGAGACUGAAUGGGAGCGACUCGACCCACUCAAUAUUAGCCCCAAUAUU
Messenger RNA from Phlebotomus papatasi, 963 nucleotides. RefSeq names its product contactin-1. NCBI's taxonomy places the organism in Eukaryota, Metazoa, Arthropoda, Insecta, Diptera, Psychodidae. The record is from RefSeq and is a predicted model, not a curated record. Gene Ontology annotation, molecular function: protein binding.